AUGACCAAACUCUUCACCCCCCUCCGCGUCGGCCGCGUCGAGCUCUCCAACCGCAUUGCCAUGGCACCCAUGACCCGCUUCCGCGCCGACGACAACCACAUCCCGCUCCCAAUCGUGAAAGAAUACUACGAGCAACGAGCCUCCGUCCCAGGAACCCUCCUGAUCACCGAAGCAACCUUCAUCUCGCCGCGCGCCGGCGGAUACCCCAACGUACCGGGGAUCUACAACGACGCGCAGAUCGCCGCGUGGAAGGAAAUCACCGACGCCGUGCACGCCAAGGGCAGCCACAUCUACGUGCAGCUGUGGGCGCUUGGCCGUGUUGCCUCGCCCGACGCCCUGAAGGCCGAAGGCGACUUCGACCUCGUUUCCAGCAGUGCCUCGCCGGCAGCCGAGGGCGCCCCUGUGCCGCGUGCGAUUGAGGAGGCUGAGAUCGCCGGCUGGGUGGCGGACUACGCGCAGGCUGCGCGCAAUGCCGUCGCUGCUGGCUUCGACGGUGUCGAGAUCCACGCUGCUAAUGGGUAUCUGAUUGAUCAGUUCAUUCAGGAUAAGUGCAAUGUGCGUGACGAUGGGUAUGGUGGCAGCGUGGAGGCCAGGGGCCGCUUUGCUGUCGAGGUUACCAAGGCAGUUGUUGAGGCUGUUGGUGCCGACCGCACUGGCAUUCGCUUCAGUCCCUGGAGUACGUUCCAGGGUAUGCGUAUGGAGGAUCCUCUGCCGCAAUUUGAGUAUCUUGCGACGCAGAUGGCGGCGUUGAAGCUUGCUUAUGUUCAUCUGGUUGAGUCGAGGAUUACGGGUAAUGCGGAUACUGAGUCGACGGAUCAGUUGGAUUUCUUCUUCAAGGCUUAUGCUGAUGCUUCGCCGGUGAUUGUUGCUGGCGGGUAUAAGACGGAUUCGGCGAUCGAGGCUGUCGAUGCCAAGUAUCAGGAUCAUGAUGUUGUGAUUGGCUUUGGACGGCCUUUCAUCACCAACCCUGACUUGGCUUUCCGUAUUAAGAAGGGCAUUUCGUUCGUGCCUCAUGAUCGGACCAACUUCUAUGUUCCCAAGGACCCCAAGGGAUACAUUGACUACGAGUUUAGCGAGGAGUUCAAGUCUGUCGGAGUUCAGGCUUGA
Penicillium nucicola is the source of this 1107-nucleotide messenger RNA. RefSeq names its product alkene reductase. The record is from RefSeq and is a predicted model, not a curated record. The coding region runs from base 1 to 1107 and encodes 368 amino acids. Gene Ontology annotation, molecular function: NADPH dehydrogenase activity; FMN binding. The transcript has a single exon. Lineage: Eukaryota; Fungi; Ascomycota; Eurotiomycetes; Eurotiales; Aspergillaceae.